This is a messenger RNA of Schistocerca gregaria, 918 nucleotides long. RefSeq lists its product as uncharacterized. The coding region runs from base 47 to 916 and encodes 289 amino acids. Lineage: Eukaryota; Metazoa; Arthropoda; Insecta; Orthoptera; Acrididae. The record is from RefSeq and is a predicted model, not a curated record. Gene Ontology annotation, biological process: FAD biosynthetic process. Gene Ontology annotation, molecular function: FMN adenylyltransferase activity. The transcript is spliced from 2 exons.
GACGCCCCUCUCGCUGCCGCCGGGACCAAACCGACAGCCUUCGAGAAUGGACCCCUUCUUCAGCGCGCCCUGUCCGAGCGUCCGCGCGUCCGGCUCAGAUGACGCGCGUCUCGGCUCUAAAAUCGCCACGUCUGUGCAGCACAUCGAGAAGGCUCUGGCAACUUGGCCUCUGUCGGACUCCGGCAUCGCGUUCAACGGCGGCAAGGACAGCAUCGUUUUGCUGGCGCUAGUUCAGUACGUCCUAUCCCACCGGCGAACCGAGACGUCGAGCGGGGGCCGCGCCGACGAUCCUGACGCCCGUUGCGCUCCAGAAGGCAACUUCAUCGUCGACUCCGAGUUCUCUUGGUCCAGUUUGGCGCUGUCUCCCGCGCGCCGCGGGUCGUCCGACUCCGUCCGAACCAUUUUUUUUCUCGACCAAAACAACUUUCCGGAGGUGUUGGAGUUCAUGUGGGACGUCGCUAUGAAGAACAAGCUGGACGUGGUCAUCAUUCGGAAGCACAUCAAGACCGGACUGCGAUGUCUGAAUUCUAGGCCUCGCGAGGAGUACGGCAGCUGUCUCGUGAGGCCGCUGAAGGUUGUGUUCAUGGGUACAAGAAGGUCCGAUCCCGGCGGAACGAACCUUUCCACGUUCUCUCGGACGGAUGAGGGCUGGCCGGACAUAAUACGCGUCAACCCCCUCCUAGACUGGGAUUACCACGACAUCUGGAAUUUCACAAUGAGGGCCGAAUUGCCGUACUGCAGCCUCUAUUCGAAGGGGUACACUUCGAUAGGGUCCGUCGAGACAACUCGACCCAACAAGCACCUGUGGCAAGAAAAAAUGCAGCGCUACCUGCCGGCCUGGUGUCUGAGUUCGGGCGCAUUGGAGCGCUCCGGGAGGACCGCAAAACCGGCGCAGGAGGCGGCCCCCUUUCUCUAGAA